Messenger RNA from Psylliodes chrysocephalus, 577 nucleotides. The record is from the annotation of a GenBank genome assembly. Lineage: Eukaryota; Metazoa; Arthropoda; Insecta; Coleoptera; Chrysomelidae.
GUGUAAUAGAGCCAUGGAGCGAAAAUGUGUAUUAAUAAUUCUGUGCCUGUUAGUGUUAAAAUUUAGUUUUGCACAAUUAGAAGAUAAUACUGACGACAGGAAAUUCAAUGCAAGAGGAAUUUUAUCAUCUUUAGCAUCAGGUUUUAUUAAUAGAGGCUUUAUUACAACUGGAACUGCUGCAGGAGCUUCCCAAAUAGUGUCCUUGAAUAUAAGCAAUUUACUAGUUCUGGUCCUUCUGAAAGCUUUGGUUUUUGCGGCUACUUCAAUAGGAGCUAACCAUUGGAAAGGCGGAGAAUAUCGAGAAGUCGAACACGAAAAGUUUUUUACAGAUGAUGAAAUUUUAAUGUACUUAAGUUACUUAACAGGUUCAUCUGGUUGUCUUCAAAAGAUAGCAUGUCAACAACCUGAAAAAGCAAAGAAAUACGCAGCAGCCGGUGAUCUACUUUUAAAGGUUUCAAAAAUGUUUUCACUUAAAACAUCUUUAGAUUAUGAUAUUAGUAUUCAAGAACUUGAACAGGCCUCCAAUGUUGGACUUGCAGGGGGCUCAUGCGGUAGUUUUGAAUGUACGAAGAUCUGA